This is a messenger RNA of Paramecium primaurelia, 752 nucleotides long. The record is from the annotation of a GenBank genome assembly. Lineage: Eukaryota; Ciliophora; Oligohymenophorea; Peniculida; Parameciidae.
AUGUUAAACAACAAAAAUUCAAGUAAACAGAACAAAUCUAAUUGUAUACAUAAUCCAAAAGUGUCUAUUGGGAUGUUCUCUAAUCAGAAUUCUAUCAUUUCUUAAUUACUUUCAACUAAAGCAAAAUCAAAAUUUCAAUAACAUAAGGUAUCUAAAACAACAUGUGAAUUUCAAACAUUUAGAGCAGAAACUCCAAAUUCUCCUAAUAAAACAACUCCAUUUAAAACAAAAUAUCAUUUUAAUACUCUAUCUUAAUUGUCUAAAUUGGAAACUAAUAAUGUUUCUCAAAAUAUUCAGUAAGCAAAAUCUAAAAAUCAAGAUACAAGUGAUGAUCUUGGAGAUGUAAGUAUUAGAUUGAGAAGUCCUCGAGAUGAUUAAAUCAACAAAAUUCUCAAAAAUCUAAGAUUUAUUGGAGAACAAAUGACCCAUAAAAAAUUAACAUAAAUUAAAUCAAGUCUGUUGUCACAAUGGUAAAAUUAAUUGAAUGAGAAUUGUGAUAAUUUAAUGAAAAUCUUAUCUUCUGAAUUAAAUUCCUCUUCUAAUUUUUAUUAACCUAUUAUCAACAAUGAUAAUUAACUGUAAAAAUAAUUGGCAGAAGAGAAAAAAAAUAGACUCUUAGUAGAAGAAUAAACAAGUAAAAUAAUUUAAAACUAGGAAUAAUAAAUUAAAUAAUAUGUAAUAUAUAUUAAUAAAAUAUAUUAUAGAUUGAGACAAUCAAAUUACUUGAAUAAAAAUUAUUAAAUACUAUGUGA